Messenger RNA from Microplitis mediator, 1529 nucleotides. RefSeq lists its product as uncharacterized. The record is from RefSeq and is a predicted model, not a curated record. The transcript has 4 exons. Lineage: Eukaryota; Metazoa; Arthropoda; Insecta; Hymenoptera; Braconidae. Gene Ontology annotation, molecular function: RNA polymerase II cis-regulatory region sequence-specific DNA binding; DNA-binding transcription factor activity, RNA polymerase II-specific. Gene Ontology annotation, cellular component: nucleus. Bases 108 to 1529 code for a protein of 473 amino acids. Gene Ontology annotation, biological process: anterior/posterior pattern specification; regulation of transcription by RNA polymerase II.
UUAUAAACCUGUCGUAGAGUGAUUUUCGAGUGUUACUUUAUUCGGACGGACUUGAAAAUAAUUUUUCGCUUAAAGUAAAAUAAUUAGAUAAGCACAAUAAAUUAGAAAUGUCUUUCACUGAUUUUAAUCAGACAUGCAAGGAGUCUAACUGGUCGGUAGAGUUGCCAAUUUAUCCGUCUUCACCUGAGAGCAUAAGGACGAGCGAGUCGGAAGAAUGGAAUUACAACCAACAAUUUAAUCGUGAUGAUUCACCUCUUUUUGAUGCUAAAAAAACAACUGAUGCUGUUGAUGCGAAUAAUAUUUUUAAAACAGCCAUUUCUAAUUCCAAAUUAUUGAAUCGACAAUCACUUGAGCAUCAACUAUUAAAAAAGCCUUUCGUCAACAAUGACAUAAACGAUUUACCCACCGAAGAGCUUCAGCAACAACAAGAUCAUUGUCUCAGAAAUAAAUCAUCUUUACGGAAAGUGAAGCGAGCUAUGACAAAAAAAGAGAAUAAAACAAGACGAACACGAACUAAAUUGACCGACAAACAACAUAGUGAGCUGGAAAAAUUUUUCCGUCAAAGUAAUUACAUGUGCUAUGCAGAAAGAUUUGACAUCGCAUCUAAAUUAGGCAUCAGCGAAAAAACGGUGAAUGCGUGGUUUAACCGUCGUCGAGUAAAGUUGAGGAAAACUAUCUCAAAUGAAGUAGAUACCAAGGACAAAAAAAAUUUUAACCCUCCGAAAAAUGAAAGAAAUCAGUUCAUGAUUGCCGCAGAAGACAUCAAUUGUCGAAGAAUUAACGCGUCCAGAUUAGAUGCGACUAUACAUUACUAUCCGUCACCACUAAAUCAAGAUAUGGGUAUCAAAAACGACAUUACAAACAAUUUUACAAAUGGUAACUACCAAACAGCAUACAGCGGAAGUAUGCAAAAUGGUAACAUUUUCAACAAAUCUUCUGACGUUAAAAUGUACAACGACAACAAUAAUUAUCAUUAUCUAUCUUGCAGUGGGUCCAAUAAUAAUAAUCAUAAUGAUAAUAAUAAUAAUAGUAAUAAUAAUAAUAAUAAUAAUAAUAAUAAUAAUAAUAAUAAUAAUAACAUUUUCAACAAAUCUUCUGUCGUCGAAAUGUACAACGACAACAAUAAUUAUCAUUAUCUAUCUCGCAGUGGGUCCAAUAAUAAUAAUCAUAAUGAUAAUAAUGAUAUUAAUAAUAAUAGUCAUAAUAAUAAUAAUAAUAAUAAUAAUAAUAAUAAUAAUAAUAAUAAUAAUAAUAAUAAUAAUAAUGAUAAUAAUAAUAAUAAUAAUAAUAAUAACAUAUUCAACAAAUCUUCUGUCGCCGAAAUGUACAACGACAACAAUAAUUAUCAUUAUCUAUCUCGCAGUGGGUCCAAUAAUAAUAAUCAUAAUGAUAAUAAUAAUAAUAGUCAUAAUAAUAAUAAUAAUAAUAAUAAUAAUAAUAACAUUUUCAACAAAUCUUCUGUCGUCGAAAUGUACAACGACAACAAUAAUUAUCAUUAUCUAUCUCUCAAAACUUAUAGUGUUAGUUAA